This is a messenger RNA of Pelodiscus sinensis (Chinese soft-shelled turtle), 946 nucleotides long. NCBI's taxonomy places the organism in Eukaryota, Metazoa, Chordata, Testudines, Trionychidae. The record is from RefSeq and is a predicted model, not a curated record.
AACUCAGGUGUAUUAAUGUCUUUGUCUUUUUUAUUCCUUGAAGGGGACAAAGCAUUUGCACAGUUUCUGACAGAUGAAAUUAAAGAGGAGAAGAAGAUCCAGAAACAUAAAUCCCUGCCCAAGAUGUCUGGAGGGUGGGAGCUAGAAGUGCAUGGCACCGAGGCUAAACUGGUGCGGAAAAUAGCUGGUGAGAGGAUUACCGUUACAUUCAACACUAACAACAGCAUUCCACCAACGUUUGAUGAAGAACCACAAGAAGGACAAAAACCUGACGAACAGGAGGAGCCUGAACUUACAUCAACUCCUAACUUUGUUGUGGAAGUAUCAAAAGAUGACCCCAAACAGACUCUUGUGCUUGACUGCCACUAUCCUGAGGAUGAGAUUGGACAUGGGGAAGAAGAGGAGAGUGACAUUUUCUCAAUUCGGGAGGUCAGCUUUCAACCCACUGGAGAAUCAGACUGGAAGGACACCAACUACACUCUCAACACAGACUCCCUUGACUGGGCUCUGUAUGACCACUUAAUGGAUUUCUUGGCUGACCGAGGAAUAGACAACACAUUUGCUGAUGAGUUAAUUGAGCUCAGCACUGCAUUGGAGCACCAGGAGUACAUUAGAUUCCUUGAAGACCUUAAAAGCUUUGUCAAAUGUCAGUAGAUUAGGAAACUAAGUCAAAGCUUACAGAUGUGGAUCUCUUGUAGCAGUGCUCUUACCAGCAGCUGUCACCACCAGUAAGUUUAAAACUUCAAGGUGGGGUGAAUACAUCAUGGAAAACAAAAUGAUUCUGUAACUUGUCAAUAAUUGCAUUUCAGAUUUAAUUUAUGUUGCAGCCUGGAUUUAUGUUUUAUGUAAUUCUCAUGCCUCCUGCCAAUUUGGGUAUUUUUGUAUAAUUAAGAAAUACAAUACAGUGACACACACAAUAAAAUCUGCUCAAGUAAAAAAAAAAAAA